This is a messenger RNA of Hippopotamus amphibius kiboko, 2528 nucleotides long. RefSeq names its product glutamic--pyruvic transaminase (gene GPT). Gene Ontology annotation, biological process: biosynthetic process. The coding region runs from base 859 to 2349 and encodes 496 amino acids. NCBI's taxonomy places the organism in Eukaryota, Metazoa, Chordata, Mammalia, Artiodactyla, Hippopotamidae. The transcript has 11 exons. Gene Ontology annotation, molecular function: pyridoxal phosphate binding; L-alanine:2-oxoglutarate transaminase activity. The record is from RefSeq and is a predicted model, not a curated record.
CCACGGGGAAGGGGAGCUUAGGUCACCCUGCCUGUGGUGUGGCCCCAAGGGCAGCCCCAGGCUGGUGAGUGAGUGGCAAAAGGGCAGGACAGCAGCCCAGAGCAGCUGAGGUGUCCAAGGGCCCUGGGAAGGCCCAGAGCUACCCUUCCUCUCCCCCCACACCCCAACCCAGAGACUGCAGCCUUGCAGCACUGAUGGGGGACCAAGGUCCUACCACAGGGCUCUUGCUGCCCCGGGCCGUGGUCCCCAGCGCAGGAGGGGCCAGGUGGAACCCCACAUCUGAAGCCUCACUACCCUCCCCCGACAGCCCCAGGAUUCCUGAAGGCUCAGUUACCCGGGAGACAGGCCUGCCCUGCUGGCCCAAGCAAAGAUGGGGGGUCCGAGAGGGCUCGGCCUCUGCCGAGCCCUGCUGGGGUAAAUCUCCAGAGGCCCCGGGCCUCAUCCUCCCCUCAGGGCUCUCAGCCCACCUCCCCUCCCCCAAGCCUCGUCCCUCAGAGCUGCUUGAACCUCCGUCUGUCCCUACCCCCCAUGUGGGUCUCCUGCUUCCCUGUCAUGGGGACACUGGGCGGGCACUGGGCCUCACCCCAAGCCCCGCCUGCCUUCUCACCCACUCCCAGUGGCUCCCCAGGGCAGAACUGUGCCCAGACGGGUGGGGCGGGGCCUGGCAGGCCCGGCUCCUUCUUCAGCCUCUUCUGUCCUUUCAGUGGGGCCAGCAGGCUGCCGUCAAGAGGGUGCCGCCUUCCCAGGCUCCCCCUUUCCCAGCCCUGGCCCCCACAAGCCUGGACCCAGCUUCCCUCACCUCCACUUCUGGGUCCUGUCUCCUCCUGAGCCUCCUUCCUGCCCGGUCUGAGCAGGGUCAUGGCCUUGAGAGUAGGUGACCACAGCCAGGCUGCAACCAACGGGCUGAAGGGGAAGGUGCUGACGCUGGACACCAUGAACCCGUGUGUCCGGAGGGUGGAGUACGCGGUGCGAGGCCCCAUCGUGCUGCGGGCGCUGGAGCUGGAGCAGGAGCUGCGCCAGGGUGUAAAGAAGCCCUUCACUGAGGUCAUCCGAGCCAACAUCGGGGAUGCACAGGCCAUGGGGCAGAAGCCUAUCACCUUCCUGCGGCAGGUCCUGGCCCUCUGCAUCCACCCUGAUCUCCUGAACAGCCCUGACUUCCCCGACGACGCCAAGAGGAGGGCGGAGCGCAUCUUGCAGGCGUGUGGGGGCCACAGCCUGGGGGCCUACAGCAUCAGCUCCGGCACCCAGCUGAUCCGCGAGGACGUGGCGCGGUACAUCGAGCGGCGUGAUGGAGGCGUUCCCGCCGACCCCAACAACAUCUUCCUGUCCACGGGGGCCAGCGAUGCCAUCGUGACGGUGCUGAAGUUGCUGGUGGCCGGCGAGGGUCGCACGCGCACAGGCGUGCUCAUCCCUAUCCCUCAGUAUCCCCUGUACUCCGCCGCGCUGGCCGAGCUCAACGCGGUGCAGGUGGACUACUACCUGGAUGAGGAGCGCGCCUGGGCGCUCGACGCGGCCGAGCUGCGGCGCGCGCUGCGCCAGGCGCGUGGCCACUGUCGCCCCCGCGCGCUCUGCGUCAUCAACCCCGGCAACCCCACCGGGCAGGUGCAGACCCGCGAGUGCAUCGAGGACGUGAUCCGCUUCGCUUUUGAGGAGGGGCUCUUCCUGCUGGCCGAUGAGGUGUACCAGGACAACGUGUACGCCGAGGGCUCGCAGUUCCACUCGUUCAAGAAGGUGCUCACGGAGAUGGGGCCGCCAUACGCUGCGCGGCAGGAGCUCGCCUCGUUCCACUCGGUCUCCAAGGGCUACAUGGGCGAGUGCGGCUUCCGCGGCGGCUACGUGGAGCUGGUGAACAUGGACGCCGCGGUGCAGCGGCAGAUGCAGAAGCUGCGGAGCGUGCGGCUGUGCCCGCCCACGCCGGGCCAGGUCCUGCUGGACGUGGUGGUCAGCCCGCCCGCGCCCUCCGAGCCCUCCUUCGCGCAGUUCCAGGCGGAGAGGCGGGCGGUGCUGGCCGAGCUGGCGGCCAAGGCCAAGCUCACGGAGCAGGUCUUCAACGAGGCUCCGGGCAUCCGCUGCAACCCGGUGCAGGGCGCCAUGUACUCCUUCCCGCGCGUGCAGCUGCCCCCGCGCGCGGUGCAGCGCGCUCAGGAGCUGGGCCUGGCUCCCGACAUGUUCUUCUGCCUGCGCCUGCUGGAGGAGACCGGCAUCUGCGUGGUGCCUGGGAGCGGCUUCGGGCAGCGGGAAGGCACCUACCACUUCCGGAUGACCAUUCUGCCCCCCAUGGAGAAGCUGCGGUCCCUGCUGGAGAAGCUGCGCCAGUUCCAUGCCAAGUUCACCCGCGAGUACUCCUGAGGACCCCGGCGGGGUCCAGGCUUGGCCGGCAGGGACGACCCCGACUGACAGCGCUCAGGGCCCCGGGGUCUCUGCAGCCCUCUGGACUUGCUCCUGCCGUCUGUGUGGCUGGCCGCCUGCCUCUCUGCAGGCCCCUAAUAAAGCGGUGGGCUGGCCGGGCUGCUCGGAGGCUGCGUGCA